Molecule: messenger RNA, 486 nt
Organism: Asparagus officinalis (garden asparagus)
Lineage: Eukaryota; Viridiplantae; Streptophyta; Magnoliopsida; Asparagales; Asparagaceae
Product: serine/threonine protein phosphatase 2A 55 kDa regulatory subunit B beta isoform-like
Exons: 3
Coding region: 178-486 (102 amino acids)
Biological process (GO): peptidyl-serine dephosphorylation
Cellular component (GO): protein phosphatase type 2A complex; cytosol
Molecular function (GO): protein phosphatase regulator activity
Source: RefSeq, a predicted model, not a curated record
UCUUUGGCAUGCUGAAAAUUGUUACCCGUCAUUUUAAGACUUUUAGGUUGUUUCCAAAAGGUGAUAACAUCCGGAGAAUUCCAUCCUACGCACUGUAACACAUUAGCAUAUAUUAGCUCUAAGGGCUCUAUACGACUUAUUGAUUUGCGACAAUCAGCACUGUGUGAUAACCACUCAAUGUUGUUUGAGGAGCAUGAAGCACCAGGUUCGAGAUCUUUUUCCACUGAGAUCAUUGAGUCAAUUUCAGAUAUUAAAUUUGGAAAGAAUGGAAGACACAUUCUCAGUCGUGAUUACAUGCCUCUUAAGCUAUGGGAUAUAAGCAUGCACAGUGGUCCAGUUGCAACAUUCCAGGUCAAUGAAUAUUUAAGGCCGAAGGGGAAUACUAUUGACAAUUAUGUAUUUCAUUCUAAAUUUGUUAGUAACAUUGGAUGCUACACCUUUGAGUUUCUUCUUCUUUUUCUUUUUCAUUUUGAUAAUAAGUUGUAG